Molecule: messenger RNA, 471 nt
Organism: Loa loa (African eye worm)
Lineage: Eukaryota; Metazoa; Nematoda; Chromadorea; Rhabditida; Onchocercidae
Exons: 3
Coding region: 50-454 (134 amino acids)
Source: RefSeq, a predicted model, not a curated record
AAUAAUUGUUAUUGUAAUAUAAUCAUAAUCGUAACAAAAUAACAAAAUAAUGGACGCUGACAGGGAAACGAAUAAAAUUUUCAUUUUUGGCUUAUGUAUUCUUAUCGCAUGGAUGAUAAUUAUUAUAAUAUGUGCAAGUCCAAAGCUUUUCCGGGAUAUUCUGUGUCGAUUAUGCUUCUGUUCAAUUGCACGAAGACAUGAGGGAAAAUCUCGGAUGAUGCAUUGUGAAAGUUAUUUACAAUUAAGACAUGUGAUUGCUAUUGAACCAUCCAAUAUUAUGCUUACUCAAGCAUUUGGCAAUAAAUUUCCUUUGCUUACUACCAAAUCGAUCGAAAAGGAAUCACAUUUGGCACCGAUUGUUCAACCCGAAGAUUCGGAAAUAUGCUUUUCAACGGAUAAAGAUUCAAUUACAACAAUCACAGAUGCUGUAAUUUCGACAGAAUUGCUUCAAUAAUAUUGUUACAAGACGAA